AUGGGUAAGUUGUUGAGCUCCUUAUUUUGUUGUUCCGCUCCAGAGGAGGAACAGAAACCGCCGCCGAAACACACAGCCAUCCGCCCCACUACCUCGCGGAACGUCCACCCCGUCAAAUCGAACGUGUCCAAAACCGCCGUGUCAUUACGCAAAGCCGUGGAGACGCGCAAACCGGACGAAUUUGACGACGAGAAAGUGCAAAAAUCAAAGGUGCGAGUCCUGAACACCGAGUUGGAUAACUCGACGAACGAGUCAGAAAGUGCGGCACAGACGAAUACAAACAACAGCCUGGAGACCAAGACAAUGCCUGUAAAGUCCCUUAGCGACACAGACACCUCCCAGGUGCUCGCCUCAGUGAGCAAUACGCCGCAACAGGAACUUGACCCCUAUGACGACGAGGUUGCCGGCUUGGACCUUGUGUCACCGCAACCGGGCCAAGUGCUUGCCUCCUCCGGCUGGUUAUUGGACCCACCCGCGGCGCAGUUCAGCCACAAAAAGUGUCUUGUGUUGGACUUGGACGAGACGUUGGUCCACUCGUCGUUCAAGUACCUCAGACAAGCGGACUUUGUGAUCCCCGUGGAGAUUGACAGCCAAGUGCACAACGUGUACGUGAUCAAGAGACCGGGUGUGGACGAGUUUAUCCGCCGUGUGGGUGAGAUCUACGAGGUGGUGGUGUUCACUGCCUCGGUCUCGCGCUACGGAGAUCCGUUGCUAGACAAGCUUGACAUCGAUAAGAACAUCCACCAUAGAUUAUUUAGAGAGAGCUGCUUCAAUUACCAAGGAAACUACAUCAAGAACCUUUCGCAGAUGGGCCGGCCACUCAAGGACACGAUUAUUAUCGACAACUCGCCUGCGUCGUAUAUCUUCCACCCGCAACACUCAGUACCGAUCUCCUCGUGGUUCUCCGAUACCCACGACAAUGAGUUGUUGGACAUCUUACCGUUCUUGGAAGACUUGGCGGAAAAGAAGGUGGAUGACGUGAGUUUGGUGCUCGACGUGACCAUCUAG
Messenger RNA from Babjeviella inositovora NRRL Y-12698, 1008 nucleotides. RefSeq names its product phosphatase. Gene Ontology annotation, cellular component: plasma membrane. The record is from RefSeq and is a predicted model, not a curated record. The transcript has a single exon. The coding region runs from base 1 to 1008 and encodes 335 amino acids. NCBI's taxonomy places the organism in Eukaryota, Fungi, Ascomycota, Pichiomycetes, Serinales. Gene Ontology annotation, molecular function: phosphoprotein phosphatase activity.